AUGUGCAAUGGUGGAUGGAGCCAGAGGAGAAGAUGUCCUCUCAGUCCCUCAGACUAUCUGCUGGAUAUAAAAAAGGCUCUGCUGGCCAUGGCCCACAACGAACUGCUGCUCAACUCUAUCGAGCUCAGCAGUGGUCUCUACGACGACUUCUCCAGCCAGGGGGAGAGUCUGGAGUAUGUCGGGGAGCAGGUGACGUUGAUCCAUGAGCGCCAUCCGGAGGCACCGCAGAGCGAGGGUGCACAGAUCAGAGACACCCUCAUCCAGCUCAAAGCAGAGUGGGACCGCCUCAACUGCAUUUACAACCACCGCAAAGGCCCCUCUCUCUCUUUGGAGCUGGAGGAGGGCCUAGCCAGUCACCAGCCUGUCCUGGCCGCGUUGACCCAGACAGGUGAGAGGAUCAUCGGGCAGCUGUCAGCCCCUGACGGGCCCCUGCUGGAGAACAAGCUGGAGGCCCUGGGGCAGCGCUGUAGGGCCGUGCACAGAAAGGUGCUGGACAGACAGCACAGGCUGACUGGAAGUGACCCUGUCCUAUUAGAGCUGGUGACGCGUAGUGGAGACCUGGCUCUGUGGCUGGAACAAGCUGAAUGUGCUGUGAGCCCUCUGCCCGUCACUGCCACCAACAGCAACCUCAAAGAACUUAAGACUCUGGCUGAAGAGAUGGACGCCCAGAAUGAGUGUCUUGGUUGGCUGAACAAGAACGUCCCCCAGAUUCUGGCCAAUCAGAGCGUGAGUCAUCAGGAGAGAGACUAGCACAUGAGCUAACUCAGGACCGUCAAUCGCAACUGGAACAAGGUGACUCAUGAGUUGUUAGAUAAAGUAGGGGAGGUGGAGGGGAACCUCCAGAGUCACGGUCAGUUCCAGGACAAGAUGAACAGAAUGACCGACUGCAUCCAGGUCACACACCAGACCCUCAGUGGGAGAGGGGUCAGCCCUGCAGAGAGCCAGGUGGCGAACAGUGACCUGGAGCUGCGUCACCCCCAGCUGGAGAACAUCUUCACUCUGGCCCAGAACACCAAGAACAAGACCUCCAACUCGAAUACCUCCGUCACUGAGAAACUGGAGAAAGGGCAUAGCCAAUGGGACAACACUCAGCAAGGUGUGGAGGCGCGGCUCCAGCAGCUGGAUAACAUGAUUGGCCACAGCGAUCAGUGGGAGAAGCAGAGACAGGAACUGAAUGCUCUGAUUGGUCAGAGCGAGGGGCACCUGCACAACCUUCACCGCUCCAGGGAACCCCUGACCAUACAGCUCAGUGACAACAAGGUGUUCUUGCAAGACCUUGGAAGAGGUCAGGGUACCGUGGCACCUUUUAACGAGCUGUCCAAUCAGCUCCUGCGAGAGUAUUCCGCUGACGACACAAGGAGGAUCAAAGAUGUCACAGAGAAAAACAACAUAGCCUGGAACGACAUCAACAAGAGAGCUAGUGACCACCAGGCCAAGCUGGACAGUGGUCUGAAUGCUCUGCAGAUGUCACUCAGCGAGCUGGAGGCCUUCCUUAAGUAGCUGUAAGAGGCCGAGACUACCGUCAACGUCCUGGCUGACGUCUCCCAGUUGGAGGAGCUAUCCCAGGACUCUGCCCACGUCAAGAAGCUGAGAGGGCAACUGGAGGAUAUCCAGGCAGAGAUCGAUGCCCAUAAUGAUAUCUAUAAGAGUGUGGACGGGAACAGGCCCAAGAUGGUCAAGGCCCUGGGGACCUCUGAGGAGGCAGUGUUUCUGCAGCACCGACUGGACGACAUGAACCAGCGCUGGAGCGACCUCAAGACCAAAUCUGCCAACAUACGGGCUCACCUGGAGGCGAGUGCGGAGCGUUGGAGUCGUCUUCAGAGCCUGCUGGAGGAGCUGUGGAGGUGGAUCUGUCUGAAGGAGAAGGAACUGGCCAAACAGAUGCCCAUAGGAGGAGAUGUCCCCACCCUGCUGCAGCAGCACAACCACUGCAAGGUGUUGCAGUCGGAGCUGAAGGACCGCGAGCAUGUUGUGGCCAAUACACUGGACCAGGCACACACAUUCCUGGCUGACCAGCCCAUCGAGGGGCCGGGAGAACCAUGCAAAAACCUACAGCCCAAAACGGACCUGACUCCAGAGGAGAAGGCGCAGGGUGUAGCCAGGGCCAUCAGGAAGCAGACAGCGGAGGUGCAGGAGCGUUGGGAGCGUCUGCAGGACCACGUUGGUGGAUGGCAGAGUCAGGUAGAAAGGGCAUUUGAGAGGCUACAGGAGCUCCAGAGCAACAUGGACCAGCUGGACCUGUGGCUAGCCAGGGAUGAAGAGACCAAGGCUGGCUGGCAGCCUGUAGGAGACCUGCUCAUAGACUCACUGCAGGAACACAUAGAGAAGACCACGGCUUUCAAGGAGGAGAUGGCCCCUCUGAGGCAGGACGUGCAUGUGGUGAAUGAGCUGUCUGGUGAGCUGGCUCCUCUGGAUGUCCAGCUGUCCUCCACCUCCUCCAGACAACUGGAUGACCUCAACAUGCGCUGGAAACUACUACAGGUGGCCAUUGAAGAGAGACUAAAGCUCCUUCAGGAAGCCCACAGAGACUUUGGCCCUUCCUCCCAGCACUUCCUAUCCACCUCUGUGCAGCUCCCGUGGCAGAGGGCGGUCUCUCAGAAUAAGGUUCCAUACUACAUCAACCACCAGACUCAGACUACCUGCUGGGACCAUCCAAAGAUGACAGAGCUCACCCAAUCGCUUGCCGACCUAAACAACGUGAGAUUUUCCGCUUACAGAACAGCCAUGAAAAUCCGCAGGCUACAGAAAGCACUAGGCUUGGACCUGUUGGACCUGAACGUGGCCCAGAGCACCUUCGAACAACACAAGCUUACCCAGAAUGCCCAGCUGCUGACAGUGCCUGACGUGAUCAACUGUCUGACAUCCAUCUAUGACGGGCUGGAGCAGCAGCACAAGGACCUGGUCAACGUUCCGCUGUGUGUCGACAUGUGUCUCAACUGGCUGCUAAAUGUCUAUGACACUGGACGCAGUGGGAAGAUUCGUGUCCUGUCCAUGAAGAUAGGAUUGCUCUCGCUCUCCAAGGGCCAUCUGGAGGAGAAAUACAAAUACCUGUUCAGUCAGGUGGCAUCGUCAGGGGAUAGGUGUGACCAGAGACAGCUGGGUCUGCUGCUCCAUGACGCUAUCCAGAUACCACGGCAACUAGGAGAGGUCGCCGCCUUCGGAGGGAGCAACAUCGAACCCAGUGUCCGGAGCUGCUUCCAACACGUGACCAAUAAGGUGGAGCUGGAGCCCAGGCAGUUUGUUGAUUGGAUGAGACUGGAGCCCCAGUCUGUGGUGUGGCUUCCUGUGCUACAUAGAGUGGCGGCUGCUGAGACAGCCAAACACCAGGCCAAGUGUAACAUCUGCAAGGAGUGUCCCAUUGUAGGGUUCAGGUAUCGCAGUCUGAAGCACUUUAACUACGACGUGUGUCAGAGCUGCUUCUUCUCUGGACGAACCGCCAAGGGCCACAAGCUCAACUACCCCAUGGUGGAGUACUGUACGCCGACCACUUCAGGUGAGGACAUGCGUGAUUUCACCAAGGUGCUGAAAAACAAGUUCCGCUCCAAGAAGUACUUUGCCAAGCACCCCCGCUUGGGCUAUUUACCAGUCCAGACUGUUCUUGAUGGAGACAAUAUGGAGAUUCCCGUCACUCUCAUCAGCAUGUGUCCGGAGCAGUAUGAGCUUUCCCAGUCACCCCAGCUCUCUCACAAUGACACUCGUUCCAGGAUAGAGCAGUACGCUAGCAGACUGGCUCAGAUGGAACGUUCCAAUGGUUCUCUGCUCACUGACAGCAGCUCAGCUACAGGAAGCAUGGAUGAUGAGCAUGCUCUGAUCCUGCAGUACUGCCAGACCCUAGGGGGGGAGGUGUCUCCCUGCAGCCAGCCCCAGAGCCCCGCCCAGAUCCUACAGGCCGUGGAGAGAGAGGAGCGGGGAGAGUUGGAGCGAAUCAUCCAGCGUCUGGAGGACGAGCAGUGGACCCUGCAGAGGGAGUAUGAGCAGCUGAAGGAGCAGCACGGGGGUCAGCGGGGGCCUGGUUCUGUGGGGCUCUGGGACCCUGAGGGGUCAUCUCACUCCAGGGGUCCUGACGAGGCUGACCUGCUGGCUGAGGCCAAACUGCUCCGGCAGCACAAGGGCCGUCUGGAGGCCCGCAUGCACACACUGGAGGAGCACAACAAACAGCUGGAGUCCCAGCUCCACCGGCUCAGACAGCUACUGCACCAGCCGGAGAUGGACUCCAGGGUGAAUGGAGUGUCGUCCCCCAGCAUGCAGGAACGAAGGGCCCUCACCAAAAACACAGAUGAGCUGUUGUACCACUCACACAACAGAAGCUCUGACAAGGCAGACGUCUUGGAACAGAUCAACAGCACUUUUCCUGCGUGCAGUCCUUCAAGCCUCUCCUCGAGACCACAGGUGAUGUGA
Salvelinus namaycush (lake trout) is the source of this 4398-nucleotide messenger RNA. RefSeq names its product utrophin-like. NCBI's taxonomy places the organism in Eukaryota, Metazoa, Chordata, Actinopteri, Salmoniformes, Salmonidae. Gene Ontology annotation, biological process: synaptic signaling. The record is from RefSeq and is a predicted model, not a curated record. Gene Ontology annotation, molecular function: protein binding; zinc ion binding. Gene Ontology annotation, cellular component: plasma membrane.